UCAGUCUCAGACCAAUCAUACAUGUCUCACAUCAGAAAGAUCAGACAUCCAGCUUCUGGUCCCGAGCUUGCACAAGCCAUUCCCUCCAUAAUCGACGGCCUCAUCCCUACUCAACGCAAAGUCCUCCACACUCUUCUCCAGCAAAAAUCAAACAGGGAGAUCAAAGUCAUCGAACUUGCCUACAAAGUCUGCUCUCUUGAUGUCCCAGAUACAGACCCAUCUGCAACUCAACAAACCAUCAUCAAGCUAGCACAAAACUUUGUCGGCGCAAAUAACAUCAAUUACCUCGAGCCAGGGGGGAAUUUUGGAAGUCGUAGAAAUGGCGGGGAGGAUGCUGCGGAGGGUAGGUUUGUGUAUACAAAACUUUCUGCAUUGACGCGUGUUAUUAUGGAUGCUUGUGAUGAUGGGGGUUUGAUCCAUCGUGAGCGAAAUGGUAAAAAAGCGGAGCCGGUGGUGUAUUUGCCCGUCAUACCCAUGAUCCUGGUCAAUGGAUGCGACACCCAUGGAGAUGGUUGGAAUACUUUUAUACCUCCUUAUAAUCGAAGAGAGAUUGUUGAUAAUCUGCGACGAAGGAUGAAUGGCAAUUCAAGGGCGGAUAUGCGGCCCAUGGAACCGUGGUAUCGCAACUGGACUGGUCGCUCGGAGAGGCUCGAUGCGAACCACUUCAUCCUUAGCGGAAACGCUCAGAAAACAGCAGAAGGUCUCCUCAAGAUCACGGAAUUGCCUCCUAAGCGAUGGCCUCGGGACUUCAAGAAGGUCUUGAAGAGGCAUAUUUCCGAAGCCACCUCCGCGAUCAAGAGCUACACACAAAUUGCAUCUCCCAACGGCAUAAAUUUUGAAAUCACACUCAAAGACAAACAGAUGGAUGUCGCAACACAAAGAAGCCUCGAGGAAGAACUCGGUCUGCACCACAUCAUGACGACAGAAAAUCUCAUCGCCCUAGAUGCAGAUGGCCAAACCCAACAAUGUCAUACAGAACUCGAUAUGCUUGAAGAAUUCUACCUCCUCAGAUUCCAAGCCUAUCAGACAAGAAAGCAGCAUCUCCUCAAGACCAUACAAAAAGAACUCACGCAAUGGACCGAUCAAUUCCGCUUCGCCAAUAUGAUACUUAACGGCGAGCUCGACAUAUCCCAAGAGGAAACGAGUCUUGCUGAACAAUUGCACCAACGGGGAUUUGCGUCCAUCAAAGAUCAUAAUGAUGGCAACACGACGACGAAAAAGAGAAAGCGCAAUGCUAGCGAAGUCGAUAUCGCAUUAGCUGGUUAUGGGUAUCUCUUCAACAUGGCCGUCUCAUCCAUGACGCGAAAAGCUCUGAAUGAGCUUGAAUCCCAAAUCGCUAGUAAACGGGCCAGGAUGGACAAGAUACAAGAGACCACGAUCCAAGAAAUGUGGGAAGCGGAUCUUCGAGAUUUUCUUGUGGAGUGGGAUACUCAGCUUCAAAAACCUCCUGUGCAGGAAGCUUGUGUGCGGUGCGGCGGUCAAGGGUGCCAAUGA
Molecule: messenger RNA, 1494 nt
Organism: Aureobasidium pullulans EXF-150
Lineage: Eukaryota; Fungi; Ascomycota; Dothideomycetes; Dothideales; Saccotheciaceae
Product: type II DNA topoisomerase
Exons: 1
Biological process (GO): resolution of meiotic recombination intermediates; DNA topological change; sister chromatid segregation
Cellular component (GO): nucleus
Molecular function (GO): ATP binding; DNA topoisomerase type II (double strand cut, ATP-hydrolyzing) activity; DNA binding
Source: RefSeq, a predicted model, not a curated record